AUGAAAACCUUCAGUUCGGUGUUGCUGGCAGCCGCCGUUUUGGGCGCCGGCCUCGGUGUGAACGGCUUGACAAGCGGGGAUCCCAAAGGGUCUUCAUCGCCCGCCGAAUGCCUUGAAGAUUUCAACGCAGCUAGGAAACGAGCAGGCCUCAAGCCCUUCACUGCAGAGCAGAGCCUGGAUAAGAAAAUGCCAACAAGCGACGAUGGUUACAUCAAUUCUAUGUGCCAGAAAAUAACGGGCGAGGAAACCAGAGUGGUGGUGAAAAGUACUGAGCGCACCGGCACCUACGCUUUCGCGCCGGCGACGGACUCGGAAGACGGCUGCUCUGCUGCCGUCUCCUUUUGGAAAGAAGUCCACACCAACUUUCAGGAACCCCCACCCGUGUACAAUCAAAGCGAAGAAGGGGUGUAUGGGGACAGCCGGGUCCGCUCCUUCGUAGCAUUGUACAGCACGGCCGAAAAUGCCACAAUCGACUGCGCUUAUAUCACUUGUCCUGUUGUCACCAAAACCACCACGCCAAUCCCCUCCAGUACAGCAACCACAACGACGUCGACCACUGUCAGUGCAGCUCCUACUACACCACAGAGUCCCCAAACUUACAACUGGAAUUUCGACGACGAGGAACUUGCAAAGCAACGCGAGAACGGCAGCGGAGCUUCAGUGCGACGUCUCUCAGAUGCCGUUGAAACCGUUACAAGCCUCGUUUGUCUCACCAAUCCUGCAGCUCUUGUAGACCAAAAGAUGCCCUUCUCGUAG
Molecule: messenger RNA, 756 nt
Organism: Eimeria maxima
Lineage: Eukaryota; Apicomplexa; Conoidasida; Eucoccidiorida; Eimeriidae
Product: SAG family member
Exons: 3
Coding region: 1-756 (251 amino acids)
Source: RefSeq, a predicted model, not a curated record